AUGAUGCGCCGUGUCAUUGCCCUGCCCGUCGCCCGCCGCGUGGCCUCCGCGUCCAGCGCACUCGUGGUGUCCCCCCGCCAGGUCUCCACCGUCUCCAUCUCCGUCCAGGGUCUGCACUACGUUGGCACCCUGGCUGCUAUCGCGCUCGCUGGUGUCGACAUGUGCAUCGGUUCCAUCUUCGGCUCCCUGCUGAUCGCCUGCGCUUGCCAACCGAACCUGACCAAGAUGCUCUUCAACUACGCUAUUCUCGGCUUCACCCUGACGGGGGCCAUUGGCCUGUUUGCGCUGAUGCUCGCCUUCCUCAUGCUCUUCUCGUAG
Molecule: messenger RNA, 318 nt
Organism: Leishmania braziliensis MHOM/BR/75/M2904
Lineage: Eukaryota; Euglenozoa; Kinetoplastea; Trypanosomatida; Trypanosomatidae
Source: the annotation of a RefSeq genome assembly